This is a messenger RNA of Perognathus longimembris pacificus (Pacific pocket mouse), 2548 nucleotides long. It is a transcript of the gene Ip6k3, whose product is annotated as inositol hexakisphosphate kinase 3. Gene Ontology annotation, cellular component: cytoplasm; nucleus. Gene Ontology annotation, biological process: phosphatidylinositol phosphate biosynthetic process; inositol phosphate biosynthetic process. Lineage: Eukaryota; Metazoa; Chordata; Mammalia; Rodentia; Heteromyidae. Gene Ontology annotation, molecular function: inositol hexakisphosphate kinase activity. The record is from RefSeq and is a predicted model, not a curated record. The transcript has 6 exons. The coding region runs from base 215 to 1429 and encodes 404 amino acids.
GCUGGGACGGUCAGACCACAGACACCGAGAGACAAGAUUCCUGCUCACUACACCCGCCCCCAAAGGAGGCCUUGAGAGCCAGCCCCCGGGACACGCCUGUGCUGUGACAAGAGUGGAGGCCAAGAGGGGAAGGCUGAAGAUCCCAGGCCAGGCGGCGCUGUCGGGCUGCCCCUGCUUCCGGCCCUCUCCUUCCACUCGGGGACUCCGAAGUACCAUGGUUUCACAGGACAGCACGGAGGCUGAGGAUGCCGGGGCGGGCGUGCAGCUGGAGCCAUUCCUGCACCAGGUCGGCGGGCACGUGAGCUUGAUGAAGUAUGGCGAGCACACGGUGUGCAAGCCCCUCAUUUCCCGGGAGCAGAGGUUCUACGAAUCCCUGCCGCUGGCCAUGAAGCGCUUCACCCCACAGUACAAGGGUACCAUCACCGUCCACCUCCGAAGAGACAGCAGGGGCCACCUCAGCCUGGUGGCCCCCCCUCUGAAGGAGGCCCAGGAGUCCUUCCAGGUCUCCCCGGGGUCGGCGGUAGCCAUCUGGCAGACGCUUCAGCAGACCACCAGCAACGGCAGCGCCCACCCCCUGGCCCAGCUGGCACAGUCCCUCAAGGAGAGCCCAGCCAACGUACUUCUGAGGUCCGAGUUCCAUCUCAACACCCAAGUCUCCUCCAUGGUGGAAGACCCCAGUGCAAAGCAGAUGGAGAAGAAGAGCUUUAACCCAUGGGGCCUGCACUGCCAUGAGGCCCACCUGACCCGCCUGUGCUCUGAGCACACGGAGGACGAGAGGCACCGGUUCUUGCUACUGGAAAAUGUGGUGUCACAGUACACACAUCCCUGCAUUCUGGACCUGAAGAUGGGGACCCGGCAGCAUGGGGAUGACGUGUCAGAGGAGAAGAAAGCCCGCCACAUGAGGAAGUGCGCACAGAGCACCUCAGCCUGCCUGGGCGUGCGCAUCUGUGGCAUGCAGGUUUAUCAAACUGAUAAGAAGCACUUUCUCUGCAAAGACAAGUACUAUGGGAGGAAGCUCUCAGUGGAUGGGUUCCGACAAGCCCUCCAUCAGUUCCUGCACGACGGGACCCGCUUUCGGAUAGAACUCCUGGAGCCCAUCCUGCACAGACUCCGGGCGCUCCUCUCAGUCAUCCGGAGCCAGAGCUCCUACCGCUUCUACUCCAGCUCCCUCCUCCUCAUCUACGAUGGGCAGGAACCACUGGAAAGAACCCCCCCAGGACACAUGCAACCCCAGGAAGCCCUGCAGCUGGCCCACGGAAGUGCUUCUGAAGGUCUGGCCAAAGUUGAUAUCCGGAUGAUCGACUUUGCUCACACGACCUACAAGGGCUCCUGGAAAGAGCACACCACCUACGACGGACCAGAUCCUGGCUAUAUUUUUGGCCUGGAAAACCUUAUUGGGAUCCUGCAGGCUAUCCAAGAAGGAGACUAAAAUUUUUUAGGACUAUCUGGAAUUUUCUAGGCUACAGAGUUUGAAAAGGGACCGAUUAGACGUUGUGGUUGUCUAGAUGCUCCCUAGAUGUCUUUGUAAUAAUCAGGAAGUUAUUAGGAAGUCCGCUCCAGAGGCAAUCUCACGCAUCAUGGCAUCUCUGUAAGGCUGUCUGUCAGAAAAUGGACAGUCCGUAUAAAGUAGCAUCAUUGUGGGACACAUGGGAGAGACGCAGCAUGUCAGACGCCAGGACCACAGUAGUUGGGGCAUAUCCGCCUCUACAAAUGCUUUCUGAUCACACUGUAGUCCUCGCCGGUCAUGAAGCAAAAACCCCUCCUGCAAGAAACCUUGAAGAACGAGUUCUCAGUGCAUGGACUUUCUGCUUGUGUGGGUUGCCUGCUCCGCAGGCAGACAGCGCUACUGAAUGCCUCUUAUCUUCCUAGGAGAAAUUGUAGGAGGUACAGGAGGAGGUGGAUCACAUUUGCCCACCUCUUAUGCUUUGUAUUCAGCUUCUAAAGGGACAAGGACAUGGGCUGGGGGUGUAGCUCACCGGCAGAGAAUGUGCCAUACAGGAUGUACUAUUAUUAUUAUCAUUAGUAUUAUUAUUGCAGUACUUCAAAAUAAAAAUAACCAAAUAAAAUGGGUUAUGGACAGGCUCAGGCAUGAGCACUGAUAAGCCAAGAUCCUGAUUCUCCAUCUUUGCCUGUGGAGAAGAGGGUCUCUUUACAGACUUCUCAGGCCUAUUAGAACUAAUGAUUCUACCACACUUUGACCAUAACAUGACUCUGACCAUGAAACGCAGGUUCUAGUGGGAGCGGGGUACACACCAGGAAGAAACACUGGUGUUAAGCCGUAUUCUCUGCUUUCUACUUAUUUAUUUGGGGAGGGGGCGGGGGGGGGCUUGAACGCAAAGACCCAAGAAACCAGGGGCAAUGUUUACAAGGCUGGUGGACAAGUGUAAAUAUGAAAUGAGAGCAAACAGUUCUAAUUAAUUCCUUCCUUUGCAGUGUGGAAACCUUUUACAAUGCCCUUGAGUCCAGCACUGAGAUAUGUUUCCCAAUUAGGGAAAUAAAUUUGUUAAUAAAAUUGCUGAGGUCACCAGUGAUUAUUGGUGGCGCCUUA